Paramuricea clavata is the source of this 7396-nucleotide messenger RNA. The record is from the annotation of a GenBank genome assembly. Lineage: Eukaryota; Metazoa; Cnidaria; Anthozoa; Malacalcyonacea; Plexauridae.
AUGGAAUGUUUAUGUUCAUAUUUAAUAUUUCACUCGCAAAUUGUGUUUAUUGUGAGUGUUUUUAGUUUUUAUUUAUUUACUGCACCAAACUAAACUAUGUUCUUACGGACAAUUUACAGAACUUCAUUGAACCAUGUAAACAAGGCUAGAAUUCCAAUAAUAAGGUAAAAUAUGGCUACAGUUCAAUUUGAUUCUUAUAUUACAUAUACAUUUCUCUCAGGGGUGUCAGCCUCACGUGGCGUUCAUGCAACUUCAAAAUCUGGAUGUAUGCUCUGAAAGUGAACGAAAACGACUAGAACGAGUUUGUGUUAGUGAGAUCACUCAUUUCUUAAUAUGUUUAUGUUUAGAUCGCCUGUGAUAGCUUUAACACAACAAGAUAAACGACAUGUUGCCACAUCACAACAUGUGAGUAUUGUAUUUGUACCGUAAUUGUAUGCUGUUAAAAUUGCCAGAAUAAACAUGAUUAUUUUCAUUGUUUAGCCCUUGUUGCUCUGUUAGGUGUGAUAGGCUAUUCGUCUUUUUUUUAUACAACCCUAGAAAGCUUUAUAUUUAGAAAGUGUUAACAACUUAACAUUCUUCUAGAAAUUGUUGAACAACCUAUACUAUAUAGUUUGUUCUACUUUGUUGACCUUUGGACUCUAUAGUCGUUUCGUACCAUACCAUAACAAUUAUCACUUUAAUAUUUACUGAGACCAAGGGAAACAGUCUGUUUUGUGGACCCGAGACCGCCCAACAGCGGUCGAGUAAAUAAGUUCCCAAGGUCUCAGUAAAUAAGUGUUUUGUUAUAUAGUAUAUAAAUUAAUGUUUGAGUAUGCAUCCACACCGGGAUGUGCGAAGAAGUCCAAUGCUCUGCCAACUGAGCUAUGUGGUCAAGUCGGUUCAACUGAAUCUAGUUCCUUCGAUAUCAGUGUAAUCUAUGAUUUUAUUUUUGUGUGUGUGUUGGUGUUAUGUACUCAGGUGAAUAUGAUGUUUGUGAUGAGUAUGCAUCCACACCGGGCAAGCUGACACCAACACACACACACAAAAAUCAAAUCAUAGAUUACACUGAUAUCGAAGGAACUAGAUUCAGUUCCGAAAUAUCAACAAUUCGAACUGACUUGACCAUGUAGCUCAGUUGGCAGAGCAUUGGACUAGUAUCCCAAAGGUUGUGGGUUUGAUUCUCACCAUGGCCAAGCAAACUUUUCAGCUUGCCCAGUGUGAAUGCAUACUCAGAGUAAGUGAGUAACAUCACAAACAUCAUAUUCACCUGAGUACAUAACAACAACUGCACACACACAAAAAUAGUAUAUAAGUGUCAAAGUAUGAAUAUUAAUUCACCGGUUAUUGGAGUGAACUUUGAAACCAAAACUAGAUAAAUGGAAUGCCUUAAAUAUUUAAUAAAAAAGUUUAAUAAAAUGAACUUUGGAACUUCACGGUUGACGUUAAUGCUCACUACACCCAUUCUAUUGUGAACCGGUCAAUAAAUGUUCUAUUAUAUGGACUGGUUGCCUCAUUUCCAGGGCAAUGCAGUAAACAUGACGUUUUGCGGACCGACACGUGAUACGCUUUUGUCCAAUCACAAAACAGAAAAAUUGAACUUUCAUUGACACUAACUAUAUAACAACUCUUGUUGUUUUGUACCCAAACUCAGAUUGUUCCGUAACUACAAAGAUAAAUUAUUAAUUAAUUAAAUGACAUUGGUGACCAACAUUUUUAUUGCUUCAUCUGAAAGAGCAUGAAAAAAUAAGCCGGUUGGCCUUUUAAUGCUCUAUUCUAUCUCAUCUAGUUCCGAAGUUAUAUGCAAAAAUGUGCAAAAUAUAAAUUGCUGAUUCAGCACAAUGUGUGACGCAUUAGUUGGGUAAGUAUGUGUAUUGAAUAGUAAACUGAAGCAUAGCUCAGUUAUUAUGGGCCCAAAUCAAAUGAAAUUUUGCAUACUGAUUGUACAUGAUGAGACGCAUUGAAAAACGCUUCUAAUUUUGUUGCCAAGGUAACAAUGUCGUUCCCAGGCCCCUUGCGCCAAUUUUAUAAAACAGCUUUAUUCAUGGUACUCAUAAGGUUAAAAUAAUAUCAGAAGUAUAUGUACCAUACUUAUGCAUGCCAAAAGUCUACUUGCAUGAUAAUAAUUCGAAAAUGACAUACACAUAGAUAAAUGCAACUAGUUAUUCAAAAUCAGUGUAAGGGGCCUGGGAACGACUGUGUUGCCUUGACAACAAAUUUAUAAGUAUUUUCCCAUGCGUCUCAUCAUGUACUAUCUGUAUGCAAAAUUUCAUUUGAUUUGAGCCAAUAAUAACUUAGCUAUGCUUUACUUUACUAUUCAAUAAACAUGUACUUACCCAACUAAUGAUGUCACACGUUGUGCUGAAUCAGCAAUUUAUAUUUUGCACAUUUUUGCGUAUACCUUCGGAACUAGAUGAGAUAGAAUAGAGCAUUAAACAGCCAACCGGCUUAUUUUUUAAUUAAUAUGCAUUUUAAUGGCACAUCAUCACAAAAAAUUGAAUUACAAUAUGCUUACAAUAAUAACAUUAUGAUAAGUUAUAAAGUUAUAAUAAAACUAAAUGCUAUAUUUACAAUUUAAAAUUUAGAUGCAAGAAAUUAAGGUAUAUAUUGCCAUAGUUUAGAGGUUUAAAACAGAUCGUCACAAUGACAUUUUUAAAACUCGAAUCAUACUUGGGAAAAAGCUUUUCUUAAAACAUUCAGUUCUACAUUUGAACGACGACCAAGUUGUCAAAAUUACGUAAAUUAUAGUUCAUGUUUUCUCUAGUCUGAGGUAAAAGAUGAGAUUGUAGUAGGUUACCAUCAGUUAUCUUUUUAAUCAUUCUUUCACACAAAGCAUCGCGUCUCAUCUAGACGAGGACAGUGGAGCUCACUCAAAGCUUCUCAGUAAGACCUACAAGGGUUGUAUUCAGUUUUUCUGGACUCUUUCAAAAUGGGAUUUCCUAUAUUCCGAUUUUUUCGUAAGGGUCAAUUGAGUCAGCCAGAUGAGCUGGUAGACUGUUAUGCCACAUAAUAAAACAAUAAGUACUCCAAAAUGGAGCCAAUGAGUGCAUAGUAAAUAUGGAUAAGUUUGUGAGGUGGAAUUCCACCCCAUUUAAGAACUCUAAGGAUAUGGAUAUGCCGAUUCCACUUAAAAUUAUUCUCUAUGACCAAGCCAAGAACCUUGUGACUCAGGGGUGUAGCGAAGGGGGGGGGGGGGUGUCUAGAGUGGGCCUAACCCCCCAAUUAUAUUGUUUGUCAGAGUUUUCUUCACAUUUUUCAGGUAGUUGACUUUAACCUAUAUUUAUGUACAUCGGUUUAUAAGUGCGUAGCCAAGGGGUGGGGCCAUUCUCUCAAUCGUAGAGAAAUUGGGGGAGGGGGGAGGGUUACACAUUACAUUCUCGAAACUAAAACUGACAAAACUCGACUGAGGACGUAACAACGAUUUACUGGCGUGCGCGAUUUGUAAAUCUCUUUAAAGCGUUUGUUGAUAUGGUUCCAAGAGGAACGGAUUUAGUUUAAGUUUUUAACUGUUAAAUACAUGUAUUUCUUUAUCAUAGCAUCAGUAUUUCAUAUCAAACUAAUUCUGUUUCUUAUGAAAAGUCAUGCAUUUUUGAGAAUGAAGGAAAUGGUGCCUCAGAAAUAUUAAUCAAAAUCACAUUGGGAUUUUCUCUACCCAGCAUCUCAAUAAAUUCCGAGGAGUAAUGUUUGGGGAAAAAGUCAUGUCUUUGAUCAGCCCGGAUACUUACAAGCAUUUUAGUGUACUGCCAUUUUUCAGCUAUAAGAAUAUAAGGCUCUGGUUGAGGCUCUGCAGUUUAUUCCAAUCGACUGCCUAAAACCUGCUACCACUUGACUAUGCAGUAAUCAAUUUAAAAAUGUAUCAUCUGAUUCAGCAAGGCAGAUGCUAAAUAUAUUUCUGGCGCCGCCAAAAAAACAGAGGAAAUCAAAUCGGCGUUCCCUUUGACCAACAGUCCAACAGAGCUUUUCAUCUGGUGUUAACCACCAUCCAGUGACUGUAGCCAAGGAUGAAAUAACUUUUAGUAAGUUAAAAACAGUGAAAACCCUGUGUAGAGCAAGAACUAUAGGGAUGAGCAGUUAGAAGAACCUAUGUUCAUGGCUUGUGAAAAAGACAUCACGGAUGAAAUACUUAAAAUGUACAGAAUCUAGCCACCCUGUGGGCUUGUUUGAAAUCAAGGUGAAUUGCGAUCGCUCUAAGUGUAAAUUGAAUGUGAUUGUAGUUGCCUAUUCUUUGAUUUUGUUAGAUCCUUUUAUUAGUUGUUCAGAACAGUUACAUUAAUGAUACACUUAGUCUAGUGUUAAUAUAAAAUAAUUCUUAAUAGAUAUUAAAAAUUACAUUGAAAUAUUAUUGAAGGAUAUUUAUAAAUAAUUAAAUCGUUAGUGGUGAAACCACACCCAAACCACGCCUCAGGCACGCCCACUUUGUCGGCAAAAAUGAGGCAUUGACCCCCCAAGCACAUAGCCUUCGCUACGCCCCUGUUGUGACUGGAAACAAUUUUCAGGGGAUGUCCCUCCAAAUUGAGACGUUAUAAAGUGGGUCCCUCUUUCAUAAGGAAACAUAUGUGCAUCUCUUUGCACUUCUUUGAAUUUAACUUCAUCAAGUUGUCGCCAGCCCAUGUAUUGACGUCAUCAACAUUAUUCUGUGUAUGGGACUCACCAUUCCUUGACAGGGACUCGGAAAUGGAGACAUCGUCCAUGAAUUUCCAAGUACCACUAUUCUCUGGGGAUGAAAUAUUUAGAUCAUUGAUCAUAAUCAAAAAUAAGAUUGGUCCCCAUUUUGUUCCUUGCGGUACACCAGCUGUAACCGCUAGCCAGUCCAAGGUAGUGAUACCAAGUCUUACACACUGUAGACCUACGGUUAGACAGAAAACUUAUAAUCUAUGGGAUCAAAGAGCGCCUUACUCCGAUAUCAAUAAGCUUACUAAUAAGCACAUUAUGUCCAAUACGAUCGAAAGCCUUUGUGUAGUCUAAAAAGAGUAGGCGGGUAUGCUUAUCAUGCAGGAGAGUCAAGGUGGGAUAGCCAAUUAUGCAUUAUAUCGAGAAGGCAAUAUCGCCAGUAUGCUGUUGAUGAUCCUCUUAAACAACCAAUUGCUGUACGUCAAUACUAUUCACAACGUCUUCCAUCAUCCAUUGUACAACAAAGUCCUCCAAGACUUUAGACAAGGAGUGAGAGAGAUUGGUCGAGUAUCUCCUUCACAAGUCGGUUGUGACACUUCGGGAAUUGGGGAAAUGCACGAAUCUUUCCAGACGGCGGGAAAUGUUCCAGAGGUUAGGGAUGUGUUAAAAAUGGUUGGGGGUAAUUAUUCCGCAAACUCGUGAGCAAAUUCGUUUAAUAUACGCGUUGUAAUGUUAUUAGGGCCACAUGCCUUGAGAGAUUAAAGAGCACAAAGUUUCUUAUAAACUUGGUAAGGUUCAAUCAUAGGUCGUGUGUCAGGAGCGGGUAGGAAUUAUUAUUUCAUUUUAUUCACAGCAUUCCACCACUUCCGACAAUCUUCUUUACGAAAUUGCUCUUUUUUUCCUGAUUGAACUUUGCACUUCAGUAGUUGCCACUGUUGCUUAUCACCUCCAUGAAAGGCUUUUUGACGAUCUUUAAUAAGUUGCAAAAUCACGAAGUUCUUGUGCUGAACGAUCAGGGGGAUUGCAAGUAAGACAAACGGCAAUCCCCGACAAGGGUCUGGGUAAGUAUUCGGGACGAAGCCACAGACACUCGAAGUUUGAACUCUCCAGGUCCAGCAUUCGUUGGCAGGGAAUGUUUUCCGACAGACAAACACCGCCUCCGCGGGCACAAGAUCGAUCAUUACGAUAAAUCUUAUAACCGUCAAGUGCUAUAAGGUCAUCAGAAAUAUCCUCGUAUAACCAUGAUUUAGUAAUAGCAAUGAUGGUUGCAGGAUUGCUAAAUAAAAGCGCUUGCAGUUCGUUGACUUUCGAGAAAAGCGAACGUGUAUUGAUAAGAUAGUAGCUUGGAAGCCGGGCCAAAAAUUGUAACAAUUAUUGUUUGUAACAAUUAUUGUUUGUAACAAUUAUUGUUUGUUACCUCCUCGUUGAGUGAUACACAGUGUCCAGGUGACUCAGCCACCCUGGAGAGCUGAUAUGAUAAUAUGCUAUAUGAUAAUAUGAUAUAACUGUGGAUAAAGGGGUUUUCCAUGGGUUUUAUAGUAACAUACAAAUCAAAACUAUUUAUGGAAAAUUGUCACACUAGUUGGUGCUGGAUAUGCCAAUAUAUACAUUUUUUGUGAAGCAAUAAAUCAAUGCAAUUUGCAAUUUACUAUAUAUGUAGGUUUUUCCAUAAAAUGAGUCAUUCCAGAAAACAUCCAUACGGAGGAAAUUGGAAGUUAACCCCCCUCCCCUCUUUGGAUGUCCUAAUUACACUUACUAUUGUCAAAAACACUCACUGUUGUCAGAUUUCCUCCGUGAGGCGAGUGUGGAUCUUUUCUGGAAUGAGCCAGUACUAAUAAAUGUAUAUUUUCACAGUGAGUCAUAAUUUUUAAAACCAAUUAUAUACAAAUAAGAUUAAUAACUCGCCAUAAGAAUCCAAGUACAAAGGGACUAUCUUUGGGUAGAAACUGUCUUAAGGAUGAUUGAAUGUGAAUUGACUAAUUCUGAGUGUGAAUUUAGCUAAGUCUGUCUACGAAACAAACAAGCCUAGGUACGAAAUGGUAAGGGUUUGGAAAGGCAGGAGUAAAAAGUGACCCUGGAGUCAGUAUUUUUAUAUGUUAAUACUAGAUUGUUGAAAACCAGGGUGUUUUAUCAAACAAACAAACCCUAACCCAAAAAUGUUCAGGGAAAAGUGCUUGAACAGGAUUUGAACCCAUGGCAUAGUAACUACCAGGGGCACACCCUGACAAGUUUGACAAGUAAAAUAGUCUGGCAUUAGAACAACGCAACUUAAUGCAUGGGUUAACCAAUAACCAGGCACAUGGGCAGAUAGUCCAGUUGACCCAAUGAGCCCCAUCGCUCUUCCCUUGACAAUAAUAUCAUCUGUAAAAUAAUAUUAGGGAAGUUAUAGCCUGCGAACAGUCUAUAUAAUAGAAAUUCGUUUCCAGCAAGUCUCGGAAACAGCCGAAAUACCAGACUCGUUCGCAGGCGUCAUUGCAAGCGUGCGAGCAGGCACUUCUUGAAUUUGUGCUUGCACAUUUUAAAAUCUCGUUAAAAUCCUGAUAUUUUAACAAAUUAUUUACAGUAGCUGUCAAAACCUAAAACACAAUGAUUUUUUGAGGCCAUUCUGUGGCCACUCUUUUCGUGCUGGUUCGACAACGCAACGCAACGCAACCUCAUUAUUCAGUUUUUGUUUAGGCUGUAAUGACUGAACAUAGUAAUUGUUUUAAUGAAUAUUUUAAUACAGGAUUUGCAAUCCUUUGCCAUGGGAUUAUUUAGUGGCGAGGCACGAACUGACGAAGUAUUUCCAUUUCCUGAAGGUAAAUUAUAG